This is a messenger RNA of Syngnathoides biaculeatus (alligator pipefish), 3563 nucleotides long. RefSeq names its product solute carrier family 25 member 36-A. Gene Ontology annotation, cellular component: mitochondrion. The transcript has 8 exons. NCBI's taxonomy places the organism in Eukaryota, Metazoa, Chordata, Actinopteri, Syngnathiformes, Syngnathidae. Gene Ontology annotation, biological process: pyrimidine nucleotide import into mitochondrion. The record is from RefSeq and is a predicted model, not a curated record. Bases 467 to 1453 code for a protein of 328 amino acids. Gene Ontology annotation, molecular function: pyrimidine nucleotide transmembrane transporter activity.
AUGUGAAGAAAAAGUGACGGGGAGCGGCUAUGGAAGGCUUAGACCAAUCUCCGCCCUCUUACUUGUUUCCCAUUCAACGAUCAGCAGUAGGACUUCAUUGAAGGUUCUCAGACAGUUAGGCAGCGGCUAUCAGUUGCAGUCCUCCGUGAGGGGCUGGAUCGAACCAUAAACAUUGUAUGCAUUGGCCGCACAAUAAUAUAUUUUACCGAUCGUCAGGCUUGUCGCUUUGAUACUGUUUUUGUCACCGGAAGAGACCGCUAGCGUUGCAGGCUAACUAGAUAGCUAGCUAGCAAGGUUACCGAUUGCAUGCCAUCGUUUCACCCCCACCGCUGACCGGCUGACCUCCACAACAACACGCAGACGUACUGAGUAUCAUUUGUGAGUGGGGCUCUAGUCGGCCCGUCUCUUCACUACCCCGGCUCCAGUUGUCUCCCGCGUGGUUGCCCAUUGCCGAAUAUGAGACACAAUGAGUCAAAGAGAUACCCUAGUUCAUCUGUUUGCAGGAGGAUGUGGAGGCACGGUUGGAGCCAUAUUGACAUGCCCACUGGAAGUAGUGAAGACACGUCUGCAGUCAUCAUCCAUCAGUCUGUAUGUUUCUGAAGUUCAACUGAGUACAGUGAAUGGGGCCAGUGUGGCCCGGAUGUCCCCACCUGGUCCCCUGCACUGCCUCAGAUUAAUAUUAGAGAAGGAAGGACCCCGCUCACUCUUCAGAGGCUUGGGACCAAAUCUGGUGGGUGUGGCACCUUCCAGAGCCAUCUACUUCGCUGCUUACUCCACAGCCAAAGAGAAAUUGAACAAUGUACUAGAACCUGACUCCACACAAGUUCACAUGGUCUCGGCUGGAAUGGCAGAAUACGCAUCAAAAAUGAAAUGCGGAGAAAUGCCAACUGUACUGAAACCAUGUUUUACAGCCAUUACUGCAACCAAUCCAAUAUGGCUUAUCAAGACUCGUCUUCAGCUCGAUGCCAGAAAUCGAGGUGAGCGCAGGAUGAAUGCGUUUGAAUGCAUGCGCCGGGUGUAUCGGUCAGAUGGCCUACGUGGCUUCUACAGGGGUAUGUCAGCAUCUUAUGCCGGCAUCUCAGAGACUGUGAUUCACUUUAUGAUUUAUGAAAACAUCAAACGGCGUCUCUUGGAGGCCAAAGCCCCCCAAAACAUGGACGAGCACGAGGAGGUGUCCAAGGAUGCCUCAGACUUUGUGGGGAUGAUGCUGGCUGCUGCCACUUCCAAGACAUGUGCCACAACCAUUGCUUAUCCACAUGAGGUCAUCCGCACACGUCUACGUGAGGAGGGAACCAAAUAUCGCUCCUUCUUCCAGACUUUAACAACAGUUCCCAGAGAGGAGGGCUUUCGUGCCCUAUACCGCGGCCUCACCACCCACUUGAUACGACAGAUCCCCAACACUGCCAUCAUGAUGUGCACCUAUGAGAUGGUGGUUUACUUCCUGAAUGGUUAAAGUCAGCACUCCUUUAUAUGACUCGUCCUUGUAAUCCAGCCCUUGUUCAGUGUUGGAGAAACAAAAUGAUGGAAAAUCUGAUGACAAGCUACAACAAAUGCUCACCAGAUGACAGAGGCAGCUUGUCAACAUUAUCUGAGUGAUGAUUUCAAGUGGCAGGUUUUCUUUUAUCACUAAAUGCACAAGAAAGAUUGAAUGAUACCCACCAAUUUGGGGUGUUGGAAGACAAAACAAGCCCUCCUUCAUUCAAUACUCUUGAUACUACUCCCAGAGUACAAAUACAGAAAAUUGUAGUUGCAUUAAUGCCUACUGACUUAUCUUUUUGGGUCAGGAGCGCUGAUCCAUUCUUUGUGUUGUCAAAUCCGAAGUGAAGCUAAAUGAGCAAUUUUACGCUUGUAGCAUUUUGGGUAAAAUGGUAAACAAAGGAGAAUGUGCCUUGUGUAAAACAAGAUGUAAAGUAGAAUGCACAUGCUAAUAGAGGGAUGUGAAGCUCUGGUUAACAGAACUCACCACAAUUUGAGGUAUUGUAGUUGCACACAGGUGUUGUGGAGAUUCAGUCACUUAAAAAAAAAACCUUUUGUCAUGAGUACAAAUUACUUGGGUAUUACAACCACCUAGCCCUUCUGAUUUUAAUCUUCUUUCAUUUGGAACUCUCAUCUAUACAAAACCACAGAGACUAGCUGCUUGAAUUUGAGUACAGUAAUAAUAAUUUCUACCAUGAUCCUGUCUUUGAAUUUCCAAUAAUAAUGCAUUACUUGCCUGCUUUAUAAGUUCUGGAAUGUAAAACACUGACCUAGUUUGUUAAUAAAUGUUUGUAAAUUAACUAGUUUUAACAAAUUGUAAUAUUUGAAAUAUUAAAUAUAUUUGCUUAAAUAAUUUAAUUCCAUUUGACUCGUAAGGCAAAUGCAAACCAUUGGUGUAUCUUGAGUAGAGAGAGCAUUUACUCUCCAGUUGUGGAAAAUCUUUUUCCAACCUGUUACCACCUUCAUAGUGUCUCAAGGUUUUGAUUCCCUUACAUUCACUUUAUCUCAAUUUAAAGUCCAGGUUCUUUGUUCAGGGCAAUCCUCUGUCUUCCCCUGGAAUUUUGAGGUUCAGUUCGUUUAGAUAAAUUAGAAAGUAAUAAUUGUCUUAAACGCACAAGAAUACACUCAUCGCUGAGCAGUCGUUUUAGUUUUUUCAUUUUUUACAUUUCACUUUAGUACAUUACUGGUUAUAUUUAAUUUCAAACUAUAUUUAUCACCUGUUAAGAAAGAGUAAGACAUACAAGGCUAUCAACAAAAUCGAUGUCACCUCCUAUAGCUCUCAGACCAAAUUGACAAAACUAACCACCAGUAAAUCUAAUUGUCCAUUUUUGCUUUUGGCCGAGGACCAGUUCAGGGUAUACUCAGCUUCUCGUCCGAAAUCGGCUGAGAUGGUGCCAGCACACCCGUGAACUUGAUUAUAAGCUGCUGAGAACAUGGACAGGGGUUUAACUGGUUACAUUUCAAAUGCCUGGCUUUGUUGAAAGGGCAGGUUUGGCAUGACCUUUAAAGUGAAUAUGCUUCAGAUACAGAAACUGCCCAGGUAUGUGACCGCAAACUAUCAGAUGCUGUGAAAAGUGCGUAAAAUUAAUGUCAUUGUAAGCAUUCUUACAGCUAGUUGGUGCUGCCUCUACUUUAAUUAAAUUUAAAGUUGGUCAGUCAAACAGCCUAAUGUUUAAUGUAGUUUGGCUGAAUUCAUUUGACCAAAUCUUAAAAAGAUGGUUGGCUCAUCCAAUUUGUCUUUCUGAAAAUCAAAAGUUACAAAUGUUUUAAUUGCUUAGAGCCAGUAAAAUGUUCUUUUACUUUCAGUGAUCUUCAAAUGAGCUGCAAAUAUAUCAAUACUGAAUGCAUCUUUUCUGACAAUAUUGUCUGCCUGCUGUACACGCAGUCCCCCCAUCAUCCAAUGGUUAUUGUUUUGCACCUAUGUUUGCAUUGUGUGCUUGUGAAUGUAUGUGUUGUGCGUGUUUGCCCAAAUGACAAGCUGAUGUCAUUCAGUCAUAGAGUGAGCGUAAGAGACAGAGUUACAGUAUGUAUGCACUCAGUUAAGGAACUGCAGGUUUUUACCCUUUUAAAUAAAUCGUUGCCUUUUG